This is a messenger RNA of Theobroma cacao (cacao), 2376 nucleotides long. Lineage: Eukaryota; Viridiplantae; Streptophyta; Magnoliopsida; Malvales; Malvaceae. The record is from RefSeq and is a predicted model, not a curated record.
AGGACUCCGCAAAAGCCCAAAAAGCCCCUUCUCUCUCUAGAAUUUUCUCUCACUUUCACCUCCAACAGAAAAUCCUCAGAUAUUUUUUCUGAUUUCCAAUCGUACCCCACCUCAAAAUCUCAAUACUCCGGCGAUUAAAGCCUUGGAUCGAUAUCUCGAUCUCGAUCUCUUCAGUUCCGGUUCCUGGCCAUUCGAGGAUUAAUAGAAAAAAAAAACACGAAGAAGAAGAGGGAUAGAAUCGGAAAAAGAAAGGAAUUCGCAUGAGCUGGUUGGGAAACCUGGGUUUUUCUUCUUUGUGUUCUCUGAAUUCUUCCAACCAUUUCAUAACGUGCCUUUUAAUUUUUAUUCUUCAUUACUCUCCUCAAUUACCUCCUUCACUGUUUAAAUUCGAGAAAAAACCCACUGAACCUUUAUUAUUGUUUAAUAGUAAUUCUAAUCAUAAUCCUCUCUUCAAUCUUAAUCCCAAUUCCAAUCCUGAUCUUAGUUCCGAAUUAUCGUUAACCCAUGGAGCCUACAGACAAGAGUAGUCGCCAAUUGCGCAGAGGUCUUUGCUACUCAAAUGGGGCGAGGAGGCAAGCAAGGUCACCAUCUGUGAUCGUGAUUGGUGCUGGAAUGGCGGGAAUUGCGGCUGCACAUGCUCUCCGUGAGGCCUCAAUUCAGGUUAUGGUGUUAGAAUCCCGGGAUAGAAUUGGUGGUCGAGUUCACACCGAUUACUCCUUUGGUUUUCCAGUUGACCUUGGUGCAUCAUGGUUGCAUGGAGUUUCCAAAGAAAAUCCUUUGGCACCAUUGAUCAGUAGGCUUGGACUCCCCCUUUACCGGACUAGUGGUGAUAACUCUGUGUUGUAUGACCAUGACUUGGAGAGCUAUGCACUCUUUGAUAUGGAUGGACGCCAAGUUCCACAGGAGUUGGUCACCAAGGUUGGAGAAGCAUUUGAGUGCAUUUUGAAAGAGACAGAUAAAGUGAGACUAGAGCACAGUGACGACAUGUCUAUAAGUCGUGCUUUCUCAAUUGUUUUUGAAAGAAGACCAGAAUUAAGGUUGGAUGGGAUUGCACAUAAGGUACUCCAGUGGUACUUAUGCCGAAUGGAAGGUUGGUUUGCUGCAGAUGCUGAUACUAUCUCACUUAAAAGCUGGGAUCAGGAAGAGCUGUUACCUGGCGGUCACGGGCUAAUGGUCAGGGGCUAUCUUCCUGUCAUUAACACUCUUGCCAAAGGUCUUGACAUCCGUUUGAGUCACAGGGUUACAAAAAUAGUGAGGCGUUACAAUGGAGUGAAGGUUACUGUGGAAGAUGGAACUACAUUUGCAGCUGAUGCUGUUAUUGUUGCUGUUCCUCUAGGGGUACUAAAAUCCAAGAUAAUCAAUUUUGAACCAAAGCUUCCAGAGUGGAAGGAAGCAGCUAUUGAUGACCUCGGAGUGGGGAUUGAGAACAAAAUAAUAUUGCACUUUGACAAGGUCUUUUGGCCAAAUGUGGAGUUUUUGGGAGUUGUUGCUGAGACAACUUAUGAUUGCAGCUACUUUCUAAACCUUCACAAGGCCACAGGUCAUUCUGUCCUCGUGUAUAUGCCUGCUGGGCAGCUGGCCAGAGACAUUGAGAAAAUGUCUGAUGAAGCUGCUGCGAAUUUUGCAUUUAUGCAACUGAGGAAGAUCCUUCCAGAGGCUUCUGCCCCGAUUCAGUAUCUUGUUUCUCGAUGGGGCACAGACAUCGAUACACUUGGCUCCUAUAGCUAUGAUGCAGUAGGCAAGGCCCAUGAUCUGUAUGAGAGGUUAAGGAUUCCAGUGGAUAACCUAUUCUUUGCAGGGGAGGCAACAAGUAUGAGCUACCCAGGGUCUAUUCACGGUGCAUUUUCAACCGGAUUGAAGGCUGCUGAGGACUGUAGGAUGCGUGUACUGGAGCGAUAUGGAGAGUUGGACUUGUUCCAGCCAGUCAUGGGCGAGGAAGCAUCAUUGUCUGUCCCGCUUUUAAUCUCCCGUAUGUAACUUUCUUGCUCCCCGUGCCUUGGUGUAUUCCCAAAGUAUGUAUUUGUAGAUAUGUUGACAUGGGAUUUGACUAGCGCAUUAUUCCCAAUUUCAUUGACGUAGCUGGGGAACUUGUGGAAACACCACUUUUUCUCUUGUGAAUAUCAAGAGCAUUGGUUGAUGUGUAUAGUCAGACACCGUGUGGCAUAGCUAGACGUAUUUGUAUCCAGACAAGGAAUAGUAUGGUAAUGUAGUCAGUCUAGUGUUGAAUGAAGAAUGUGUAGUAGAGGCGCACGGGGGUGCCUUUUGUGAGAGUGAAGUAUGUGUUCAGAAUGCAUGUUAUUAGUUGAGGUGCAUCCACUACAUCAGACAAACUGGUGACAUAAUAAGUCUGGUAAAUAAAGAAACAAUUUCUACCUA